This is a messenger RNA of Larimichthys crocea (large yellow croaker), 788 nucleotides long. Its product is annotated as cAMP-responsive element modulator-like. Gene Ontology annotation, molecular function: RNA polymerase II cis-regulatory region sequence-specific DNA binding; DNA-binding transcription factor activity, RNA polymerase II-specific. The record is from RefSeq and is a predicted model, not a curated record. The transcript has 5 exons. Gene Ontology annotation, biological process: regulation of transcription by RNA polymerase II. Gene Ontology annotation, cellular component: ATF4-CREB1 transcription factor complex; nucleus. NCBI's taxonomy places the organism in Eukaryota, Metazoa, Chordata, Actinopteri, Sciaenidae. Bases 181 to 720 code for a protein of 179 amino acids.
CAAAAAGAAAUCUGCCUAACGUCCCUUGGUUUGACCAAUAUUUGAAAUAAUGCUAACUAUAAACAAAAUGUAUAGCAACAUUUGAACUGAAGCUUUCUAAUCUCUUUUAGAUAUCCGACUGCAAAAACAGGAGAAACCAGAGUGGAGCCAAAGUGCGGCUGGAGCCAAGCGCCUGUCAGAAUGAACCAAGUCAAGAAAAAAGAGAAAUGUCAGACGUGUACACCUGUUCCCCAGGUGUGCCCCGUGUAUACACAUGUUUACCAGCAAACCAGCCACAGGAUGUAUCAAGGUCCCACCAACUUUAUGCUCAGGGGGGGACAGAACGUGCCAUCGGAGUCCAUGACCAGGACACCUGAUCCUCGUGCAACCACCCCUCAAUACUACAGUGUGGUGGACUGCAUGCAUCGAUUUCGUAUGGCCCAGUUACCAGGCACUGCAGGUGACCUGACUGCCUGCCAGCUGCGUAACCCCAGCUCCAGCCUCCCACAGGGGAUGGCAGGGGUCAGCACUCAUAGCAACCCCAAAGCCACAGAGGACAACUUACAAAAGAGGGAGCUCCGCUUGAUGAAGAACAGGGAAGCAGCCCGGGAGUGUCGACGAAAGAAGAAAGAAUAUGUCAGAUGCCUCGAAAACCGUGUGGCCGUGCUCGAAAAUCAAAACAAGACUCUGAUUGAGGAGCUCAGAGCCUUAAAAGACAUCUAUGGACACAAAGUUGAGUGAUUCCUGUAACUGGAAGAGCCAGGAUUGUAUGUGCGGACUGUGUUUGUGGACUCUGGUUUUGCUUAUGC